This is a messenger RNA of Cryptomeria japonica (Japanese cedar), 1884 nucleotides long. RefSeq names its product LRR receptor-like serine/threonine-protein kinase ERL2. NCBI's taxonomy places the organism in Eukaryota, Viridiplantae, Streptophyta, Pinopsida, Cupressales, Cupressaceae. The coding region runs from base 1 to 1884 and encodes 627 amino acids. Gene Ontology annotation, molecular function: protein binding. The record is from RefSeq and is a predicted model, not a curated record. The transcript has 2 exons.
AUGGCGGUUCGCACGAAUAAUUUAUCAAUGUUCACAUCCCUCUCUGUCCUGUACUGUUCUUUCUUUUCUAUAAUUUUAUUUUUGUCUGUCCAUGCAUGUUCUCCCACUGAAUCCAGAGCGCUUCUCAGCCUUAAGGCCGCUUUCCUUGAUACUCAUGGAAUGCUAAAGUCAUGGGAGGGAGAUGACUGUUGUGUAUGGCUAGGUGUCCACUGCGAUGAAAUGGAAUUGGGUGGACAUGUUACUGAGCUGAAUCUCGGUAACUUUAGACUUCUAUCAAAACAUAUUCCUCCUCAACUUGGAAAUUUGUCUUCCUUGCGUUAUUUAGACCUUCACAAGAACCUAUUACAAGGCCCCAUCCCCUCUAGCUUGGGUUUACUCACCAAUCUUACUUACAUAGAUCUUAGCAAGAACAUGAUUAGUGGUCCAAUCCCUCCGUCUCUAGGCAAUCUCCUGUCCCUUAUCGUCUUAGAUUUACAUGACAAUCAAUUGGAAGGCAGUAUCCCAUUUAGUUUAGGCAAAAUUAGCACACUCAAAAGCUUAUCCCUUUCCCACAACAAGAUGAGCGGAGGCCUUCCUUUGUCAUUUGCACAAUCAUCUUCCCUCCUCAGUCUUGAUCUGAAAAACAACCGAUUGAAUGGAAGUAUUCCUUCCUUGCUCACAUUACCAUCUUCUCUGCAAACUUUUUCUCUCUCCAACAACAACAUGACAGGAACAGUUUCAGAUGAAGUUCUCCUCCGCAAUAGCUCAAGCUUGCAGAUAUUGGACUUAUCUCACAGUGGAUUGAAUAUCCACAUUGACUCCACGCCUUGGAUUCCGCCUUUUCAGCUUCAAAUCUUGAAUUUCAGAAGUUGUAAAAUUGGAAGUCCAAUUCCAAGCUGGAUUUCAACUCAAUUUAAACUUGAAAAUCUGGACCUAUCGGACGCCAAUCUUGUGGAAGAUCUUCCACCUUGGCUAUGGAAUUUCUCAUCGGAAUUGAUGAGUUUGAACCUGUCAAACAAUCAUUUGGAGGGUCCUCUCACUAUUACUUCAAUCCCAGUUCCACUGCUGGUGUUGGAUCUGUCUGUAAAUGAACUGAGUGGCCCUUUCUUGCUAGAUAUUCAUAUGCGUCAACUAUGUCAAUUGCAGGUUCUUUUACUUGCACACAACAAAAUCAAAGGACCAAUUCCAGUUUCAUUAGAGACUAUUGCAUCUCCUAUAGCUUUUCUAGAUUUGUCAAAUAAUCAACUAAGAGGCAAUAUCCCCGUUGCUUUGGGUAAUUUGCAGUAUCUUAGCGUGCUGAAUUUAAAGAACAACAGUUUAAAUGGAGAGAUCCCUGCUAGUCUGGGCAAGCUGUCAGCACUUGUAAUGCUCAACCUGGCACGUAAUGAUUUGGAGGAGGUGACGUGGUUGUCCGUACUGCUGACUGUGCGUACGGUGAUCUGCGUGUCGUACGGAUAUGUUUAUCCAUGGGCCAGUGGCCGCUUGCCACGUGGCGGGCGUGGUCCACCUGUCUUUGUCCUCGUGGCUUGCUGUGGGCCCCUGCAGGUGGGCCGAGGAGGAGGCGGCGCGGGAGGGAGACCCAGGAGGCGGGCGGUCGUCGCUGCUGGUGACGAGCGCCAGAUGCAGUGGUUGCCGGGCGGAAGGAAGCCGGAGCCGGGGUGGGCGGAGGCGGCCGGAGUCCGAAGCGACGCUGCGGGGGAGGUGCCAGCGGACGCGGAGCCAAAGGCCGCUGCGGGAGCGGAGGACCUGCAGAAAGCUGGGCGCUGCCGGAGCAGGGACGCGGGUGGCGCGGCUGACGGACUCUCUGCGGCGGUGUUCGUGCAGCUGCACGGGACGAGGUUGUGGAGUCCGGCAGGAAGGUACAGCGAGGACGUCAGAGGAAGUGACAGGCACGACAGACGAUGA